Molecule: messenger RNA, 1080 nt
Organism: Clonostachys solani
Lineage: Eukaryota; Fungi; Ascomycota; Sordariomycetes; Hypocreales; Bionectriaceae
Source: the annotation of a GenBank genome assembly
AUGGUCCAGUUUUCAUUUAUCCGACCUUUGGAAAGCAUUGUUGGGUACGAAGCUGCUGAUCGCGUUGAGGAUGCUGCAUCCGAUUUCCGGGACAACGUGGACUUUGCGAUUGUCUUCCGCCAGAUAUUAGAGGAUGAAGGUCUUGUCUUACCCGAAAUAUGGGAUGAGGGUCGGAGAAGAGGACUGAUCAGGUCCAGCCCUGACAUCGUCAAAUCAGCGUUCAAGAUGGCAGGGUGGUUUUGCGGGAUCCUCUCGGUCAAAGCUGUCUACUUGUCGGCCCAGAAAAUACCAUUUUCCAAAUACGGGAAACGCAGGAGGGAGGAAAAGUCCCGGCAGAAGGCGUUCAGAGAACUUUUCAUCAAACCAGCGAUAGAACAGCCGGUCAGCUUGGAAAUACCGUCGACUUCGUCAGCUGAAACAGGUGGCUUCUUUCGCCUCCCACCUGAAUUACGAACCAAGAUCCUAGUUUGCGCCUUUGGUCAGCGAACAUUGCACAUGAGCCUGGAGUACCAGCACCCUUUAUAUGUCCCCCAUGAAAGAAGGCAGGGGUAUGCCACGCACGCUGGGAUCGAGAAACUGGCCGGAUUUGAGGAAUCGCACCUUCGAACGGAUAUCCCGAAGAAAUGGAUAUGGUUUGGGUGCGUGUGUCACCGAUUCCGGCCUGGUGCUGAUGGAAAUAUACCCUUAUCGCUCGGUAGAGUUGGCUUGGGGGCUGGGGAUCUUGACACUCAACAUGUGUUUAGUGGUAGAUACGAGCAGCUGUGGCGAGGUGAUCUGGACCUUGGGCACGAUCUUUGCCUCGAGGGAUUUGGGUAUUGCGACAAGUGGGAUGGUACUUGGCCUGAGAAGUGCCAUAUCGGAAUUAUGGGCUGGCUUUUGACCUGCAGGCAAGCAUACCUGGAAGGGCUUCAUGUGCUUUAUCGCACAAACACAAUUCAAAUAUCAUCAUUACAGCUUCAUCAGAGCCUUCCAGAUAUCCUUUCUCCGACGGUUACAUCGAACAUGACUUCGUUGGAACUGGUUUGGGACCUAGCAGCACUCCCUUUUGACGACGGUUUCAUCAAAGAUAUCAAGCAUUAG